AUGAAUAUCUAUGAAACGAACCAAUUUUCUGACGAUUCUUAUCACUUAACUCCCGUCGUCUUCAAACAACCUGAUAACUUCAAACAACCUGAUGAUGAAGUGCAAAGUCUAUUAACAAGUGACGGUUGGUUUUUCCGGCCGCCUGAGCAUGGGCACGUGAUAACAAAUAGCGAAAUGAUGUUCGCAGUCAAUGUGUUUCUUUUAGGAUACAAUGUUCUUAAAAAUGCUAAAGCCGCUGUCUCAACUGCUACUUAUAAGAUUGUGUUAUUUGAAGCAUGUACUGAUCGGUUUAUUAUAGAACAAUUUGAUUUUUGCGCUGCUUCCAGAUUAAUAUGGGGAUUAAUUGGAGGAGCGAUUGUCUACUUUACGUUUACAUCCCUUAUAGCAGUUGCAUUGUUCUUUGAACUUCGAAGAAAAGGUUAUCAUGCCUCAUUCACGGCAUUAUGGCAUUCGCCAAUGUUUUUAAUAUGUUAUUUUUACCCUCCAGAGAAACGAGUUGACAUUUUAAGCAUACCAAACAAAUUUGUCGGGCUAAGUUUAUGGACGAGAUCACAGAUACAUCGAAUUUCUUUGGCAUUAUAUUGCUUAAUAUGUACUAUUUUGAUAUUUAAUUCUUUAUUUCAUGGCACCGCGGAAAAUUCUAAGAUUGAGGGUGAAGGGCUAGAUGAGGGAUAUAAAAAAU
Molecule: messenger RNA, 682 nt
Organism: Dentiscutata heterogama
Lineage: Eukaryota; Fungi; Glomeromycota; Glomeromycetes; Diversisporales; Gigasporaceae
Source: the annotation of a GenBank genome assembly